This is a messenger RNA of Cydia strobilella, 2592 nucleotides long. RefSeq lists its product as uncharacterized. Lineage: Eukaryota; Metazoa; Arthropoda; Insecta; Lepidoptera; Tortricidae. The transcript is spliced from 15 exons. Bases 97 to 2583 code for a protein of 828 amino acids. The record is from RefSeq and is a predicted model, not a curated record.
GACAAAAACCUACUAGAUUUACAAUGUUACUUGACACGUCAAACUGUUUUCUAAAAGUUAUCUUGACAAACAUUAACCUAUUCAAAAUAUUUAAACAUGUCUGAUACUAUUAUGAGUGUUCAAGAAUUAAUAGACACCGCCUUUCCAGAUGAAAUAACAAAUAGUACAAUCAACUUACGAUUGUUGAAAACGGUAAUAAUCAUAAUUGCCAACCAAUUAAGAGUUCUCCACCGACAAGUGCAAGUUUCUGUUGACCGCGGUGUAAAGCACUCCAAAACAAGUUUACGGCCCAGUCAGACUGUUUCUGAAAUUAGAAUACAAGUUGGCGAUAAAGAAAGGCAAACCCGAGUUAGCAAAGAAGCAGGCAAAAGAAAGGCAGAGAAGAGAACAGAGCAACAUGUGAAGAGAAUGGAGGAACGAAGUUCAAAAGACGAAGGAAAAGUAAACGUAAAAGAAAAAUCAGAAGAUGAAGAAAACAUUAAAGAAGAAGGAACAAAUAAAGGGUUGGAAACCCAAAGGGAAAAAAGUAUCAAAAAGAAAGUAAGAAAAGAUAAAGUGGAACGCCAAAAAGAACGAGGUGUAAAAGUUCAAUCCAGCAAAACUAUCGUGCAUUCAGUGUCUGACGGUACCGAGGAGCAUGUAGAUUACGACACAGGCGACCCCGUGUUACAAGAAGCAGUUUCAAUACACGAUACUAACGAAGAUGACAUGGAAGAGCUGCGAGAGCGAGAAAUCAGGAUCAUAAGUCAGCGAGCUGAUUCUCAUGAAGAUCCUGCUUUGUCGCCAUCUCCGAUGGCUUCAGUUCAUUCUUUCGGCAAGGAAAAUCUACUUAUAGGUCGCCUUCCACGCAUAAGUGUGGUGACUAAAGAACAAUUCGAUGAACUAGCUAAUGCUGUUCAUGAGCUUGAAGCUAGAUUUAAUCCGACGAUAGGCAUUCCGAAUUUUCCCGAAAAUGCAGAGUUUUUGAAAGCUCUUCGAUCCGGAGCUUCUCUAACGGAAGCGAUGGCGGCUUUUCAAAUGUCAACAAGACUGCAGACCUUCGAAAAAGCCUUCGAAAUCAUGACAUCCUUACUCACUGAAUUGGCUAAAAAGACUCCAGGAAUCAAUGUCUCACAAUUUCGAGAAUUAGAAACAAACUUUGCUCAUGGAGGUCUUCUAAGCGAGAUCCACUUGCCACAUAGAGAGGAACAUGUAAAAGCUGAUUGGGUUUCUCGCGAUGAAUUUAACAACGCUAUGCAUGAGUUGUACGAUGAAGUUAUGCAAGUCGUAAAAAAAGAUUCUAAACCUACUGAUACCAAAAAUACUGAAUUAUUGUUAGGUCAACUUGAAAGAAAAAUAGAAUCGGUAAAUUACCGAGAGCGUAUUGAAAAUUUAGAAGCAGAAAUUACAGAAUAUGCUGAAAAGUUUAUUAAUCUAGACUUUAGUCUCUCGUCCCAGAUUGGCAGCUAUCAAGAACAGUUGACUCAGAUGCAGUAUCAAUUAGAAACAGGAAUAGAAAAUAUGGUAGACAAAGUGGCUCAUAUACGCACUGCUCCGGAAGCUCUAAAGGAAUUAAAUAUACGACUAGACACAUUGCAGCAAGAUUUAGAAAAUACAACCGCUGAACUGAAAGAUCUGAGAGCCUUUCAGAAUAAUAUGACUUUGGACUUGGCGCGAAUAUGGAAAGAAAUCGAGUUAAUACGUGAUGCAAAGGCCGAUCGAGAAGAGAUCGCUGACGUGCUCCGCGAUAAAGCGGGCAUCGAAAACCUGAAUGGGAUGGUCUCAGCAGGAGAAUUUAAUGCAGUUUGUGCAGAUAUAGAAACAAAGAUUAAUGCUUCAUAUAACAAGUUCAACAAUCAAGAAAUUAUUUGGCAGAUGGCUAUAGAUGACCUUGCUAAAUCAAUAAACGAAAAGGGUGACUGGAAGGACAUCUAUACUCUACGUGAGGACAUAAACCGCCAUCUUAAUAACCUGCAAGACAAGGUAGAUAAGCUGAUAGAGGUGGUCGGUGAACCUCGUGCUGCCGCUAUUAGGAAGAAACUCUUCAGUGACUCUGACUGCGUAUGCUGCGGUACUCCUGCUAAUAUGAAUAUAGAAGUUCCUGUUCAGAGACUGCCUAAUUUUACUAAGAUAAGAGCAUCAGCAGAUGGCGCCGAAGCUCCUAACAUACCGAAAGCAGAUGGGGACCAUGCAGUACUAUGUAUUCCGGGACGCCCUGUAGCGCAUCCUGAGGAUGCAAGAAGCCAUAUGUGCCAGCGGUUUUGCGGUGGGUCCCACACUCUUAUACCACCCGUGCCUCGGGCUCCUCCUGGUGUAACCAUCACUCAAUGUCCACGAGAAAAUACUACCACGAUCGGCAGUGACGGAAAGGCAUAUAUGACUGACGAGUAUAUAGAACUUAAACCUUGUACACAAUGUAACGUUCCAAAAGGAACUCCGCAGCUGAAGAAAAACGCCGAUGAGGAGGCCACGAAACCGGCUAUUACCGAGAGAAAUACUUCAUCAUUCGCCAUAAUGGAAGAAAUGUCUUGGCUGGCAGCGCAUAAACGUAGCGAAGGAUCUGAAAAUCGAGCUUUGCCUUCAUUUGAUAAUUAUGAUAUUUAAACUUUUAUU